AUGCGCGUUCGACAAGAAUUCGAAGGAGAACGAAAAUUUUUAGGAGGAUGCAUUCACACUGUGGGUACUUACCGUGUUAUUAAUAUGAUAUAAUACUAACGCUCAGUAGCUAGGGAGAUGAAGCUCACGAUCCAUUCUCUGUAAAUAGUUGCUUCAUCUGCUGUAGACCACUGCAACAUCCCUCUACGGCAAAUUACCAAACCAGAAUUGAGCGGGAAGAACAAAUGUCCCGCAAAGAAUCUGUACUUAAGGUUCUGGAUCAACUGCAUCUCAAAGAAGCUGGCCUUAGAAAACUGAAGGAGAACCUUGAAAAAGAAAGGCGCAAGUUGUCUGAAGACGAGGCCCGGUUGAACGUGAAAGAGAGUGAGCUUUCUGCGUGGGAAAACUGGCUAGACCCUCAUUGUCGACAUGUGUUUGAUAGUACUUCGACCUUUUCUCAGAACCCUCAUUCCCAUAGGAGGGCGCCAAACUAUGGCGGGGGAUCCCACUCUGACGGUCACAAAUCACCUCAAUUGUUUGCGAGACCUCGUUUCAACAGUUUCAAGCCUCCUCAAUUGGUUUUCAGACACCGCCCCGACAGUCAAAAUUCGACUCGACGAGUCUUACGUGCGACACUUCCAGAGCAACGGCCAAGUCAUCACAGACAGUAUGAUGGGGAUGAUGCUCCACGCCACGAUGGCUUUCAUCAUAGUCAACCAGGCCAUAAAACACCAGAACAUCACACCAAUAUGUGA
Messenger RNA from Sclerotinia trifoliorum, 734 nucleotides. Lineage: Eukaryota; Fungi; Ascomycota; Leotiomycetes; Helotiales; Sclerotiniaceae. The record is from the annotation of a GenBank genome assembly.